AUGUCACGACAGAAGCAGGAAUCCUGGGAGCCCCCUAGUGCUCCCAAAUGCUCACCUCGACAGUGCUCAAACACCUCCCUGGCUCCCUGCUCUGCUCCUUGCUGUGACCUCUGUUCAGGAGGCUACAAUUCUGGUUCCCAAAAGCCCGGGGAGCAGAGCCCUGGCAGCUCUCAGAGGGCUCACCGCAAGAAGCCCCGCUGCCUCAGUGGUGGCACAGUCUACCACAUCAAAGAGGAGGAGUGCUGAGAAACGCCAAGUUCAGUCCCAAGCGUAGCCAUUGUAAAUUCCCUAGAAAAUCAUGAUCUUCCUAUCUUUAUGGAAAUACUUCAAGUUUUACAGAGGGAAGGGAUGCUCUGGGAAGAUACUCAUGAGGAUCCAGUAGCGAUCUGGUGUGAUAAAGUGGCAGAAUGA
Molecule: messenger RNA, 411 nt
Organism: Mustela lutreola (European mink)
Lineage: Eukaryota; Metazoa; Chordata; Mammalia; Carnivora; Mustelidae
Gene: LCE6A
Product: late cornified envelope 6A
Exons: 2
Source: RefSeq, a predicted model, not a curated record